This is a messenger RNA of Quercus robur (English oak), 627 nucleotides long. RefSeq lists its product as uncharacterized. NCBI's taxonomy places the organism in Eukaryota, Viridiplantae, Streptophyta, Magnoliopsida, Fagales, Fagaceae. The coding region runs from base 1 to 627 and encodes 208 amino acids. The transcript has a single exon. The record is from RefSeq and is a predicted model, not a curated record.
AUGGUGGGAAGGGGCAAGAAAAAGGCUUUCAAUCGUAUCAAAGACCAAGUAAGCAGAAAAAUAGCAGGUUGGAAGGGGAAGUUAUUGUCCAAUGCUGGUAGGGAAGUCCUGAUAAAGGCCGUUGCACAAGCCACCCCUACUUAUACCAUAAAUUGUUUCAAGCUUCCGGAUACUUUGUGCUCGGAGAUAAACUCUUUGGUUGGGGGCUUUUGGUGGGGGAAGAAGGAUAGUGCUCGGAAGAUAGCUUGGGUUUCGUGGGAAAACUUGUGCAAACCAAAGAAGGACGGGGGUAUGGGCUUUCGAGACUUGAGAGCGUUCAAUCUUGCGCUUCUGGCCAAACAUGGUUGGAGGAUCCAGCAAAGACCUGAUUCUCUAAUCCACAGAGUGCUCAAAGCGAAGUAUUUCGCAAAAACUUCUUUUUUGGAUGCUCAGGUGGGGAAAAAACCCUCCUAUAUUUGGAGAAGCUUGAUGGCAGCCAAACCGGUGCUUAGGGAUGGAAUUAGAUGGUGUGUGGGUGAUGGAAAGAGCAUCAAAAUCUGGGAGGAUGCGUGGCUUACUUCUUCGGGGUCAGGCAGAAUCAUUUCACCUAGGCCUACAAAGGAUGUUGGGAGUGCGUGGCCAACCUGA